Prorocentrum cordatum is the source of this 486-nucleotide messenger RNA. Lineage: Eukaryota; Dinophyceae; Prorocentrales; Prorocentraceae. The record is from the annotation of a GenBank genome assembly.
AUGCGGUGCCUGGAGCAGGCGGUGGAGCGGAUGGAGACGCGGGCCCCGGACCCGGAAGUGGAGUCGGUGAGGUCUCUGGAGGCGCGCCCCCGAGGCGCCCUGGACCCGGAGGCGGAGGGAACGAGGUCCCUGGAGCGGCUGGGGGGGCGGCUGGGCAGGCGGGCCCCGCCGGCGGCGCUGCCGCCGCUGCUGCGCUGGGGCAGCACCGCCCGCGAGCCUCGCUUCGUGGAGUCGGGGGAAGCUCCGUGCCGCAGCCAGGCAGCGCGCGGCGCCGGCAGCGACAGCCUCGGCGGCCCCGCGCCUCCAUCGCAGGCCGCGGGGCCCUGCCUGGCGAGCGUGCCGACCCCAGGGGCCCGUGCCGCUCCUGGCGGGCCACCAGAGCCCGCGAGCACUAGCGGGGAGCGCGCCCGCCGGGUCGUGCCGCUGCGGGAGGAGCCUCAGCAGCAGGCGCGGGAGCGCCCCGUUUCCAGGCUGACGCUCUCCUGA